Elaeis guineensis (African oil palm) is the source of this 3093-nucleotide messenger RNA. RefSeq names its product cytochrome P450 710A11-like. NCBI's taxonomy places the organism in Eukaryota, Viridiplantae, Streptophyta, Magnoliopsida, Arecales, Arecaceae. Gene Ontology annotation, biological process: sterol metabolic process. The record is from RefSeq and is a predicted model, not a curated record. Gene Ontology annotation, molecular function: iron ion binding; monooxygenase activity; oxidoreductase activity, acting on paired donors, with incorporation or reduction of molecular oxygen.
GAAUACUUAUUAUCACACUCAACUCAAUUUGAGCACCCCUUUAAGAAACAGACCAUGCCUGAACAGCCUACUACUUCAUUUGGCUUGUUUGUAUCCCUGAACAGAGCAAUACAAACAAUUAGUCAGACAAUAGUUUUUGAACUCCAAAUGAAGUCUUGCUUCCCUUCAGUAUACUGCAUAUCCUCCAUCUUUAUCAUUUGUUAAUCAUCAACAUAGGUUGGUUGUCUAUAUUGAUUUGCAGGAUUGCAAUGACUGACAGACUGAUUGCGAGCCAGAUCUCUAGCAUAGUUAUUCACUCCUUUACACUUUCUACUGCCAUUGAGCCCCACACAAAUCUUUUCCAGUCCAUGAUGCACCGUCCAUAUUGAGCAUCUAAUAUUGCUCAAAGGGCUUACACCCCAUGAUCAUCGUGGAUAGGAUGGUUGGACUCGUCCCCACCAUUCACCGUAUUAGAUCGUUUGAAAGCUUUCAUACCAAUUGAUGCUGAAUCAAAAUGAAAACCUUAGACAAGUUGGGAAAAUUAGAAAAAAAUCUCUAAAAAAUUUAUGAAUGUUCAACCAUAACCAUUGAGUGGCUGCAUUGCAAUGAUUAUUUAUGAAGAUAUUCUCAACUUACUAAGCAAGGAAAAGGCAAAAGAACCAAAUAAGAUUCCUAAUUAAUGAAAUAAUACGAGGUAAUCAUGACAAGAAAACAUACUAUACUAAUAAUCACUAAAUUAGGAAGUGAUUAUAGGGAUAAUCAAAUAUGUGCUGGUGAUAAUCACUCACAGACUCUCCUUCUAGAAGGAUCACGGUUAUAUUCUUCGCGUGAAAGGAGAUUCACCUCCUUCGCACGACUUCACCGUCGAUCUUCUGCCCGCUUUAAGAGCCGUGGAGGCGGAUGCGUAACGGAGUUGGGACUUGGGAGCGGUUUGAGAGCUGUGCCGUGGGUGAUCCAACGGUGGACGCGAAGGCGCAAGGAUUCAACCGCGAUGCCCUUCUAGAAUCGGGACGGUAGAAAAGCGCGCGGAGAUACCAAAAAGCCAUUCCCAACACCACCACCUCCUGUUUCCUUCCCCUUUGCUCUCCCUUUCCCAAGACGAGGGAGAGGCUGGCGAAGCAGGAGCGAAACCAAUAGAAACGCCGCGAGGAAACCGAGAGAGUGUCAACAGUGAGCCAUAGCAGGACUCGACAAGCCCGAUCGAUAUCGUAGCAGUAUAAUUCACUCGAAGAAAUCGGGGAUAGAAAAAUAGGAGGGAGGAGGAGAUCGAGGCGAUGAACGCUAUUCAGGUGGAUGGGGACACAAUCCGGCGAACCUUGGCGGCCUCAGGCCCCUAUCUCCUCUGCUGCCUUGUCCUCUUGGUUCUUUUGGAGCAGCUCUCCUACCUCUGGAAAAAGGGGCCCCUCCCCGGUCCCCACUUUAUCGUCCCCUUCCUCGGCAGCGCCGUGCCUAUGGUCAUCAACCCCACCAGGUUCUGGAAUCGGCAGGCCGCCCUUGCCAAGUCUUCCGGCCUCGGCUUCUCCGCCGACUACCUCGUCGGCCGCUUCAUCCUCUUCAUCCGAUCCACGGACCUCUCCCACAAGAUCUUCGCCAAUGUCCGGCCCGACGCCUUCCACCUGAUCGGCCACCCCUUCGGCAAGAAGCUCUUCGGCGAGCACAACCUCAUCUACAUGUUCGACCAGCAGCACAAGGACCUCCGCCGCCGUAUCGCCCCCAACUUCACCCCCCGCGCCCUUUCCACCUACCUCGCCAUCCAGCAGCACGUCAUCCUCUCCCACCUCCGCCGCUGGCUCGCCCUCUCCUCCCGCUCCAAGCCCCUCAGCCUUCGCCUCCUCUGCCGCGAUCUCAACCUUGAGUCCUCCCAGACCGUCUUCGCCGGCCCCUACCUCACCCCCACCGCCCGCGACCAGUUCAACCGCGACUACAAUCUCUUCAAUGUCGGCCUCAUGGCCAUCCCCUUUGACCUCCCCGGCUUCGCCUUCCGGCGCGCGCGCCUCGCCGUUGCCCGCCUCAUCCAGACCCUCUCCGGCUGCGUCUCCCAGAGCAAGGAUCGGAUGCGCGCCGGCGAGGAGCCUUCCUGCCUUGUUGACUUCUGGAUGCAAGACACCCUCCGAGAGAUCGCCGAGGCGGAGGAUUCCGGCGUUCCCCCGCCGCCGGAGACCGGCGACCUCGAGAUCGGCGGCCACCUGUUCGACUUCCUCUUCGCCGCCCAGGACGCUUCGACCUCGUCACUGCUGUGGGCGGUGGCGCUGCUGGAGUCCCAUCCGGAGGUGCUCGAGAUGGUCCGGGCGGAGGUGGCGGCGCUGUGGUCGCCGGAAUCCGGUGCCCCCAUCGGUGCCGAACAGCUCCGAGAGAUGCGGUACACCGAAGCGGUGGCUCGGGAGGUAGUGCGGAUCCGUCCGCCGGCGACGAUGGUGCCGCACAUCGCCGGCGAGGCGUUCCCGCUAACGGAUUGGUACACGAUCCCCAAGGGGGCGAUUGUGUUCCCGUCUGCAUAUGAGUCGUCGUUCCAGGGGUUCACUGAUCCGGAGCGCUUCGACCCGGACCGUUUCUUGGACGAGCGACAGGAAGACCGGGUCUACAAGCGCAACUUUUUGGCCUUCGGGGCAGGGCCCCACCAGUGCGUGGGCCAGCGCUACGCCAUCAACCACCUCGUCCUCUUCAUCGCCAUGUUCGUCUCGCUGAUCGACUUCAAGCGCCACAGGACGGACGGCUGUGAUGACAUCGCCUACGUUCCCACCAUUGUACCCAAGGAUGAUUGCCAGGUGUAUCUCUCGCGACGCUGCAACUCCUCCUGAUCUGCGCUGUUCUAUUGGCCUCUCUCUCUGUGGGCGGUCGAUUUAUUUAUUUCUUUUUAGAUGUUCCAUGGUCUGGACUCUGGUGUUUGGUGGUGACGAUUGCUGCGCAACAGUGUCUGAAAUGGAACGCUUGGACGGGUAUCCGAGUUUUGUGCUUGUAAACGUACAAAGGGCAUCAAACGCAUGGAGGAAUAGCGUGCAAGGUCUCGUCUAUUCUAUGUGGUUUUCGUUGUCCUCAUCUGGUCAUUCAAUGUUUAUUUCCUGUGAUUUUCUGUGGGUUCUUUUCUUUUUCAAAAUUUCGAAUGGAUUCAAGUUC